CCGGGACACUGAAGCGAGGGGAAGCUCUGACGUCACAGGUAGUCGUCUCUGACUCACCUCGCUCCUUCAAACAAAAUCAAAGCCCCGUAGUUGAGCCAAGAGCGACGAACGUGGAGCGGUUAUUUGCGUUAGCGACAGAGUUUUUAUAUUGUCUCGUGCUUUUUUUAUAUAUUGUCUCGUGCUUUUAUAAUUUCAUACGAUGCCUCAUAAAUGUGCUGUAGCCACAUGUCGUGGUAAUUAUAAAAACGGACCAAAAGUGGCUGUAUUCAAGUUUCCAAAUGAGACUGAACUCCGGAUGAAAUGGAUAAGGAGUCUACGAAGAAAAGAUGGCUUUCAACCUACUAAACAUACCAGAGUAUGUGAAUUACAUUUUCGAUCAGAUGAAAUAAUACGAGAAAUCGAAAUGUAUGAUGAGAAAUCAGCGAAGUUAAUUAAAGCCCCAAUUUCUAGGCCACGUUUGAAAAAAGGAUGCAUACCUUCUCAGUUCCCUGAUGGCCCAUCCUACAUGUCAUCAAAUUCUGUAUCGAGAAUGUCACCAGAAAAGAAGAAAGCUCGUUUAGAAGAGAAAUACCUGGAGAAAGCGAUAGAAGAAAGUUUGAAAAUGAAAGAACGGUAUGAUAAUGAACGAUCAUUUGAAAGUUUAAUUGAAUUCAAUAAUUGCCUAGAACAUCAGAUUUUAGAAACAUUUUGGACAACUGUACAUACUGAAUUGAAAAGAGUGUUACCUGAAAAAGAAACUGAACUGAACUUCCUUUCAGAGCAAGUAAAUAAACUAAAUGUAAAGAAAGAGAAGUAUCGAUAUACUCCAGAUUUACUUAUUUUUUGCAGUUUGUUAAACUCGAUCUCACCGCAUGCAUACAAGUUUUUACGACAUUCAGGUUACAUUUCUAUUCCCCAUCCACGUACUAUUCGUAGAAUUUGUUCAAUGUUUUCUCUUAAUCCUAUUACUGAGCAAUUUAAUGAUGACUUUUUAGGAUAUGUUAAACAAAGAUGCAAGGAUUUAGAAGAAAAUGAUAAAACUGUAAUUAUUAUGAUGGAUGAAGUGCAUUUAAAUUCAUGUUUCGAUUUUAAAGGAGGAAAUUUGUGUGGCAUGGCCUACAACUGUGAAAAAGCUGCUACAAGUGCUUAUGUUUUUAUGAUACGUAGCUUAUUAUCACCUUUCAAGGAUGUGGCACAUAUAUUACCAGUUAAAUCAUUAAAUGCUGAGGAUCUGUAUCAAUAUCUUAAGAAAAUUAUAAUUGGUUUAGAAAAUAUAGGUUAUAGAAUUGUGGCAGUUGUCUCUGACAAUAAUUCAAUAAAUAAAAAAGCCAUGUCAUUAUUUUGUAUGCCUCCAAAAAUUAGUAUUGUGUAUAAAAACCCUGCAGACUUAUCUCGGCCACUAUUUUUUGUUAUUGACUCAGUGCACAUCUUGAAGUGUGUCAGGAACAACUGGAUAAAUCAAAAAACUUCUGGGCAAUGUUUAUUUUAUCCAAAUUUUGAAAAUUUUUCCAAGGUCGAAACAGCGGCAUUUGCAUGCAUAAAAAGUCUCCAUUCAUUAGAGGCAGGCAGAAUUGUAAAAUAUAGUUAUGGUUUGACUCUGAAAGCUCUGUAUCCAACCAAUUUGGAAAGACAAAAUGUCAAGCUAGCAUUACAAAUAUUUGACAGUCGUCUUGCAGAGGCAAUAAUGGUUAUUGGUAAAGAAAAUAGUAUUUUAAAUUACGAAACAACAGCUGAAUUUAUUAAAAUUAUAUCUACAUGGUGGUCAAUAGUCAAUGUCAAAAGUAUCUUUAAAGGACACCAUAAGAUGAAUGAGUAUCAAAAGCCGUUAACUGUGCAAAAUGAUGAUGUUAGAUAUAUUUAUUUAAAUAAGUUACUUGAGUGGUUAGAUCAGUGGAAACUUUUAGGCUGUUCUAGUGGUGGACUAACUAAGGAAACACAUUUUGCAUUAACACAUACUAGCUAUUCGUUGCUCGAAAUGGCAAGGUAUUGCAUUGAGGAGCUAAAAUUUACUUACUUUUUACCAGGAAAAGUUCAGACAGAUCUCCUAGAGAAUAGAUUCGGAAAAUAUAGACAGCUGGCUGGUUCACAACAUAAUAUUUCUAUAAGGCAAGUAUAUGAAACUGAAGCAAAAUUAAGAUUACAAAGUCUUCUGCCAACUGUUAUUAAAUCAUCAAAGUAUGGAGGAAUUCCUAUUUAUCUAAAUUGUAAAAACCUGUGUAUUGAAUCUCUGGAGCAAGAAAAUAUUGGAUGCACUUUCUCAGGAAGAAUAACUAUUACAAAUGAAGAUAUACAAAAUGUUCAAAAUGACAUACCAAUUUUAAUGUAUAUAGCUGGUUACUGUAGUUAUAAAGUUGUGAAACUAUUAAGCUGUGAUAUUUGUAAAGGCAAUCUAACUAUUGAUAAAGAAUUAAUUGUAGAAAAUGAAGGACAGUCUUGGAUAAAAAGAUUUGAUAGAGGACUUCUAUAUCCUCAUCCUGAUGUACUAAAUUCAGUAAUAUAUAAUUAUGUUGUUAUUCAAAAACUUGUAUCUGAAGAAUUUGAGAAUGAAUUUUUAUUUUCUGCAAAUCAGAGGGAUAUAGCAUGUAACUUAACUCUAGACAUACUGAUAGAAAAUGACAUUUUUUUAAAUCUAGAUGAUUGCCCUAAAGCUCAUGAGUCACAGAAAGUGUUAAAGCAGAUUCUUUGGUCAUCAACGAACACAUUUUUAAAUAAUUAUUGCAAAUUAAAGAAUGAUACACUAAACCAGAAAAGCAUUGCAAAAGAGCGCAAAUUGAAAACUUUAAAGCAUAAAUAAAAAUAUAAUGGGUGUUUAGCAAUUAAACAUUUAAAAAAUGUAGGUUUUAAUUCAAAUGAUGCUGUAUUUCAUAGACUAGUAAGUUUAGUAACUUUAAUGCAUGUAACAAGACACAAAAAAUUAAUUGAGCAAAGCCUAGUGAUGUUAGUUCAGAUUUAUUUCUGUUGAAAAAAUAUUUUCGCAUCUAACAGUUACUGUUACACAUUAUUGUGAAUUCCUUAUU
This is a messenger RNA of Stegodyphus dumicola, 2996 nucleotides long. RefSeq lists its product as uncharacterized. The record is from RefSeq and is a predicted model, not a curated record. Lineage: Eukaryota; Metazoa; Arthropoda; Arachnida; Araneae; Eresidae.